Physella acuta is the source of this 29436-nucleotide messenger RNA. RefSeq lists its product as uncharacterized. The record is from RefSeq and is a predicted model, not a curated record. Lineage: Eukaryota; Metazoa; Mollusca; Gastropoda; Physidae. Gene Ontology annotation, cellular component: plasma membrane. Gene Ontology annotation, biological process: homophilic cell-cell adhesion. Gene Ontology annotation, molecular function: calcium ion binding.
CCGAAUCACACAGUAGGUGUGGUGGCAAGAUUGCCGGUCAUUUUAGCUUCACGGGUGUAGCAGGUAACAGCUACUCACGUUGUAAACACUGAAUUUCUUCAAUUUGGUUAGCAAACAAUCAACAAUCAACUUGGUUUUAUGACACGCCUCCGGUUAGGUUUCUUUCUGUAAGGACUACAGAUUUCACAUUUGAUGCCAUUUUCUUAUCCAUAAAAAAAACCUAGGAUAUCUGCUGGGUCGUGACGUAAGAACUGGUGGUCAAGAUGGGGUGGAAAGGGGUGGAAACCCCGGUGUUAACUUUGGGCCUUUUGUGUAUGAUCUGCUUCACUGUUACAUUACAGCAAGAUCCUUGUUCAGGAAAAACCCAAAUUGAAAUUAGUUUUCCUGAAAGUGAGCUAAAUAGCAAUUUGCCUAAUACAGAUCCAGCUUAUACACAAGUUCUGUUGAAUUCUGCACAAGAGCUAAAUAAUGUGACAGUUGGAAAAGAAAAAGACGCUCCAGAUCCAUAUCCAUUUAAGGAUUAUUUUAAUAUUGGAUAUUUUAAUGGAAUCUAUAGAGUAUUCAUGAUAAAGGGCAUUGAUCGAGAUGGUCCCACAUCUGCAACAGAAGAUGAUGUAAAUAUACUGCAGUUUCAGAUGUCUUGCCAAGCCAAUCCCGGUUCUGCAACAUAUUACCUAAUUCUAAAGAUUCUGAUAACUGAUAUAAAUGAUAAUACACCACAGUUUUCGAAUGCUCCUUAUUCAGUGGAAGUUAAUGAGCUGACCCCACUAGGUGUAACUGUCUACCGUGCCAUUUCUGCCACUGACAAAGAUGAAGGUCCCAACAAGCAAAUUACAUAUAUUUUGAGUGAUGAUACAAUCACACAGUUCAAAAAUGGCACACAGUACUUUUCCUUGCCCUCUGAUCAAGAAGGUUUUAUAAAUGUAAAAGGAUUUCUGGAUUUUGAGAGCAUGUACAAUGUGACCAGAGAUGCUAGCAAGACGUUCUACGUUAUCAAUGUGAUCGCAAGGGACAAUGCUGCAGAUGUAAAUUUACGAAGGUCAAGUAUGACAACAUUGACUGUAAAAAUUUUGGAUGGAGAUGAUCUGGGUCCUGAGUUUGUGUAUGAUUCCUGUAUACUCAGUUAUGAACAGGUCUAUCCUUUUUGUAUCAGACCAAAGUACACCACAACACUACUCUCAGGGACUAACCAGGACGUAGAGUUGAUCUUUCGGCCAGUUCCAUCAGUUCCUAGUAAUUCAAAUAACAUAAGCAUAGUAAUGCAAGAUCGAGACACUCUAAACUCACCAAUUGCUUGUAUUAUAAAAAACACUGAACCAGCAGGGUACACAGACUAUUUCACAGCUACAGCCAUCCAGAUAGGCUCCAGCAAGCAGUACAGGUGUAGAAUUGUGAAGAAAGCUGGAAGUGUUCUGACUAGAUCUGAUGUAUCAAGUCUGGAACUUAUCAUUGUGGCUACUGAGCAGUCGUUUAACCACAGAGAAGAAUACGCCAUAGUGUCAAUACAGAUAACUCCCACAAAUCUGUACCCUCCCACCAUCACACCAUCCAGUGGGGUUGGCUACAUCUAUGAGAACUCUCCAGCCUUGACCUUGGUCUCUGACAGCAUCAGUAUUACAAAUGCUUUCAAGCUGACAUUUCAAGAUCCUGACGUGACAGGAACAGAUCCCCCCACAACAUAUACCUACAGCACUACUGGAGGGCCUUUCACAGUUGGACCAGAUGGUUAUGUAAGACUGACCACUAAUAAUGCACUGGAUUAUGAACAGACUAAAGCCUACACUCUUACUGUUGUAAUAACAGAACAAACCCCAGAAAUGAAAUCUGCCACAGCAACAGUGUCAGUGAAUGUACUAAAUGUCAAUGAUGUGGCUCCUAGUGUUCUGUCUACUGAUAGCUACAUCAUUCAAGUGCCUCAAGGAAACUAUACACUAGUAACCCGUGAUCUUGUUACAGUGACUGCAAUAGACCAGGAUGGACCAGCCUUGACUUAUUCACUUAAACGUGUGUCUCCUGCUGCUAGUGCUGCCAAAUUUAAUGUACUCAGUAAUGGCCUGGUCAAACUACAAGGGGCAGUCACUGCAGGAGAAGUGUACACUGUUUAUGUUAAUGUUUCUGAUGGGGGGACACCACUCCUAAGUGCUGAAGCUGCUGUUGUCGUGACUGUGCUCCCACUAGCCAACCAAGCUCCAGCUUUCACAGCCCCCAGCUACACCAUUUAUGUUAGUGAGGGAGUCCUCAAUGACUCAAGGCUCUUUGACUUACCUGUUAGUGACCCAGAUACACCACUGAGUCAGUUGGUAUUUACUUCAACUGAACUUACUACUGACAGAUAUGUCUACAUGAGUGGGUUAAGCUUAUUCAAUGUUAGGCAGUUUGACAGAGAAGUAAUUCCCCAACACACUGUUACUGUAAGAGUUGCAGACCCUCAAAGAAAUACUGCUACAGCUACUGUCAUUAUAAUUGUACAAGACAUCAAUGACAACAGUCCUACAUUUGGACAAAACCAGUACAUUUUCAGUAUACAAGAAAACCAACCUGUGGCCACAAUUGUUGGCUCAGUUUCAGCUACAGAUGCUGAUGAGCCCAACACACCAAACUCAGCCCUAACAUAUGGCAUUGUCCAGACAUUGGACUUUGAUAAAUUUACCAUAAACCCAUCAAGUGGGCAGCUGUCUUCCAAUGCCAUAUUUGAUUAUGAAACUAAACAACAAUACCAGAUAGUUGUUAGAGUCUCUGACAAUGGAAAUGCCCCACGGACUACAGUUGUGCCAGUCACUAUCAACAUUUUAGAUCUUCAAGACAAUCCACCAUUAUUCCAAGUUCUCAACACAGAAGUGUCAGUUAAUGAAAAUGAUUCAAAUAUUCUUGUGGCAACUCUUAAGGCUGAUGAUGCUGACUCUGUUAAGAGCUACAAUUUUGUCCUGGCUGAUAAUGCAGGUAGUACAGACUCUUCAGCUUUCUCUGUACAAACUGUGAACAAUGAGGCAAGAAUUUCUGUAAACACUGCACUGAACUAUGAGGUGAAAAACCGCUACACUUUCCUGGUGACAACUCAAGGAAUGACAGGAAACAUUUUGUACACAACGGCUUCAGUCACAGUCAAUGUUUUGGACAUGAAUGAUAACUCCCCAGUGAUUGGACAAUACUCUGCAACAGUUACUGUACUGGAAACUGUAGCUAUUGGCUCAGCUCUGAGUAAUUUAACAGCUACAGAUGCAGAUGGGACUUCACCAAACAACAGGAUAGAGUACAAAGUCCAAAGUGUCAGCCCAAACAGUGGUAGCAACCUCUUCUAUGUUGGUGAGAAGAGUGCUAUUCUAACAGUUGCAUCCUCACUCCAAGCUGACAGGACUGUCAACACUUAUACUGUCACUGUCAUUGCCUUUGAUUUAGGCACACCAUCUUUAACUGCCACAGGGACAGUCACUGUGACUGUAAAACGCAACACUGCACCAUUUUUCCAAAGUGGCUCAUCAACUAUUCCAUUUGUAAAUGAAAAUGCUGCCAUUUCUACUUCCAUUUUUAGAACAGUAGCAACAGAUCCUGACACAAAUAUCACUCCUGAGUUUGCAGGUGUGACCUACUCACUGGCAGCAGACUCAGUUGCUUCAAGCCUGUUUCAGGUCAACCCCAACACAGGAGAUAUAACAUUGACUGGUUCCCUGUCUAACAGAGCUGACUCACAAUACACUAUCCAAAUUAUUGCAACUGAUCUUGGAGGUUUGUCAGCCAGAAUCAAUGUCAUCAUACCUGUGAACAGAAAUCUGUUUGACCCACAAUUUGAUCAGUUGAGCUACACAACAACCAUCAAUGAAAACUUCCCUCUAGGAGACACCAUUGUACAGAUAGCUGCUCGUGAUAAUGAUGUCAAUAGCCCAUGGAAAGACUUGUCCUUCACUAUCACUGGUGACGCUUUAGGCCUACAGUACUGUGCUGUCAGUGACACUGGCAUAAUCUUCUUACGUCGAACUCUGGCCUUGACCAACAUCACAGAGCUCAAUCUGGUGGUAUCUCUAAAAGACAAAGGCAAUCCACCAAGAACUGCGGCCGCUACAGCAACUGUCAAGAUCACUGUAAUUAAGAACUCUCAAAGUCCCAUUUUCUUCAAUGAAACUUAUCGAGUCACCAUUCCAGAAAAUCAGGCGGUGUCCUCACCAAUCAUCACAGUCAGUGCAACAGAUUCUGACGCUGUGUUCAACAAGCUGACCUACUACAUUGAAGGAGACCAGUCAGCUGCCGCCAACUUUGCCAUAGAUCCAAAGACAGGAGUAAUUACAUUGAUACGGGACCUCAGGCAAUCUUCUCUCAGCUCUUUUGUGAUUCGAGUAGCAGCUUUGGAUGAUGGUGCCUACCCCAGGAGGGGCACAGCUCUAGUGUUUGUUGAUGUCACAAGAAACCUCCAGAGCCCCAGCUGGAUAGCUGGUAACCCAACAACUGCCACAGUGUAUGAAAAUGCUGCUUCAGGGACCAGUGUUGUGAGAGUUUCUGCUACAGACACCGACUCUCAGGCCCCAAACAAUGUGAUUGACUACAUCAUCACAUCAGGAGGAGAAUACUUCCAGGUUGAUCAAUCAACAGGGGUCAUCAGUGUCAAGGUCCCUGUUUACCUAGACACUGCAGCAAAUUAUCAAGUAACGCUGAUUGCAAGAGACAGAGGAACUCUUACAAGGGAGUCAGCUCCAUUCACUGUUACAAUAAUUCCACAAAGAAAUAGGUUUGCACCAAAAUGGCAGGCCACUCCCUACAACUUUUAUCUGAACCUACCACUAACCAACAAUCAGUUGCUGAAGACUUUAACUGCAACAGAUGAUGACCUGCCACCUUUCAAUCAAUUGACAUUUGAGCUACUUCCCUACUCCAGCUCAUCAUUACUAUUCACUUCUGAUGUCAGCACUCAGAAUCAGAACUCUAUUAAUAUAAGAGUUCCCAAUGCAAACCUAAUCAACUCUGACACACUGCUGCAAUAUUUCUUUUAUGCCAAAGUUCGUGACAGUGGAAGUCCAAGCCUCUCAGAUAUAGCUCUUGUAACUUUUAAUGUCAACCGUAACUUGAAUGCACCAAGUUUCACCACUACAACAAAGGAAAUCACCAUUAAUGAGACUUUAACUCCUGGCUCCUUCGUCAUUGACUGUCCGGCCACAGAUGCUGAUGGCACUGCAACCAACAAUGGUGUUAUCACCUAUUCUGAUGUUUCAAACUCUAACUAUUUCCGUGUGGUAGGGACGAGUAGUGGCAUCAUUCUACAGCGUCCACUACAGCAGGACCCAGCCACGACAUACACUGUGAUCAUUGGAGCUCAAGAUAACGGAAACCCCCCACGAAUAGCACCUAACACAUGCACAGUUACAAUCAGAGUGAUACGCAACCAAAAUCCACCGGUGUUUGUCAAUACCCCUUAUGACAGUACCAUUGCACGUACUGCAACUGCAGGUUUAAAGGUUGUCCAGGUGACAGCCACUGAUGCUGACUUGCAGGCCCCCUUCAAUGUUGUAAGAUAUGAGAUUAUUCGACAGUCUGUGCCAAAUAUCUUUGUCAUCAACUCAGUUACAGGAGACAUUACUUUGGCCACUGGUAUGGCCAGUCAGACUGAUGCCUCAUACACAAUUGCAGUUCGAGCUUAUGAUGGAGGAAAUCCAGCCCUCUCAGCCUACAAUGUUUUCAGGGUGACUGUCAAUGGAAAUCUUCAAAGCCCAGUGUUUGUGGUGCCAGGUUCUGCUGCCAACUACAUCGCCAGUGUUGAGAUACUUGAAGGCAUUGAUUUCAACUACAACAUUUACACUGUCUCUGCUACAGAUGGGGACAAUGGUGAUGCUGGCAAAGUGAGCUACUACCUAGUCGGUGACAAUCAAGCACUGAUGUAUUACCAAGUGAUCACUGACUCUGGGAUUAUAAGGAUCCGUUCAUCACUGCUUCAAGACACUGUUCAGCAGUACACUUUGAAUAUUAUUGCUCGGGACAGUGACAUCAGUAACCCUAAAGUGUCUACAACUACAGCUACCGUCUCAGUCAGUGUGUACAGAAAUAAAUUCUCGCCACAGUUUAUCAAUAUGGCUGCUUACAAUCAAGUGAUUGACGCAAACCUGCAAGUUGGGCAACGUGUAACAGCUGUAACAGCAACAGAUGCUGAUCGAGUGAACACUUAUGAGAGGGUGGAUUACCAGAUCAUUGGGGAUGGAGAUUCUCUCGGACUCUUCCAGAUAAAUUCUAAUACUGGUGAAAUCACACUAAAGAGCUCUUUAGCCAAUUAUGGAGCAAGUGUUUACUAUGUGCGAGUCCAAGCUAAUGACAAUGGUGCGGUCCCUCACAAGUUCAGUAACACAACAGUCUUGACCAUCACAGUCAACCAAAACUUGUACACACCUGUUUGGAGGGUUGCAGACCUUAACAACCCAGCUUUCACCUAUACGAUAUCAGAAGAUCAGUACCUGUAUUUUCCAUUUGGGUUCCUGUCUGCUACUGAUGGUGAUUCUCAGCCUCCACACAACCUCGUAGACUUCUACUACAGCCCAGCCUCUCAGUCUGCUCUUGAGUUUUUCCGUGUGACCAGAGAUGGCGAGGUGUCAGCAAUUAAGUCAUUGGUUGGAACAACAAGCAGCUCUUACACUUGGACCAUGGGACUGAGUGACAGGGGCACUCCUAUACGCAACAACUCUCGCCUGGCCACUGUGACAGUUAUUAUCACCAGGAACAACAACGCCCCCUACUUUACAAACUGCCCGCUUGCAACUACCACAGUUGUUAGAGAGGACGCUGCUCUUGGCACCACAGUCCUCCGUGUCACAGCCUCUGACAAUGAUCCUCCUAGUUCUAGAUUUGGAAAUAUCACUGUGACAUUGAUUGGGGAUGGAACCAGCAAUGUUUUUUUCCGCCUCAACUCUAAUAAUGAAAUAGUUGUAAAUGGAAACUUAGCAUCGACCAGCACCAGUAGUUACCAGAUUUUGGUCCAAGUUUCUGACCAGGGAAGUCCACCUAAACAGGCCCAGUGUGUCAUUCCUGUCAGCAUCAACCACAACUUGCAAGCACCUGUCUUCAACAACAACAGUUACAGUGUGAGAAUCCUUGAAAACCUGCCACCAGCCUCUUCAGUGAUCAAGGUCACUGCCACAGAUGCUGACUUAUUUAGCCCCUUCAACGCACUGACCUACAGAUACCUACAAGCUCUAGACAGCAGCCAACCAGAUACUUAUCUCAGCGUUAGAGCAGACGGCCUCAUUGUUGUACUGAGAAGCUUCCAGAUGGACUCCACUGCUAACACACUAUACAGGUUUACUGUCGCUGCAAGAGAUGGUGGUGGUCUAGAGGCCACAUCAUCAGUUAGUGUUACUGUCGUCCGCAACACCCCACCCAGAAUUACAAACCUGAGGAAUAUAACAAUCAACUACAAUCACACAGUCAAUAGCCUAAUUCUUGAUGCUGAUUACACUGAUAGUGAUGUAGAUAACCCCUUCAAUGUGGAGACAUUUUCACUGGUCGGAGAAAGCGAUGCUCAGUAUUAUAUGCGAAUAGACAGUGUAACAGGAGUUGUCUCCCUUGCCCAAUCUCUCAUUGGAGCUGGACCUAAUGUAUUCCUGGUCAAUGUGAGAGUAUGUGACGGAGGAAACUUAUGUGACCAGGGCACAUUUUCUGUCAACGUAACCCGUAACUUCGGCCCUCCAGUUUUCCUGCAAGCUGCCUAUAACACAACCAUUGGGGAGGACCAGGCCGUGCUGUCUUCUGUCCUUCAAGUAUCUGCCACAGACAACGACCUAGCUGCCCCGUACAACACUUUCACCUACAGAAUGCAAGUGGAUAAUCCCAGAUUUUCCAUAGACCCAACCAGUGGGGUCAUUUCAGUUAGACGUCCAUUAAAUGGAGAAACACAGAGUUUUUUCGAUUUCAUGGUGGUUGCUGUAGAUGGUGGAAACUUAGUCAGUGUUCCAAUAUCUGUAAGGAUCAACAUUGUGAGAAACAAUGCUGAUCCUGUCUUUAGUACAGCCAGCUGUGAUGGAGCAAUUUUAGCAAAUGUCCAGUCUGGCACACCAGUAACAUCUGUAUCAGCCACAGAUAGUGACACAUGGACUUCUUUUGGAACUUCUUCAAUCACUUAUAGAAUUAUUGGAGAUGAUGGUGCCAGCACAUUUUUUAGCAUUGGCAGCCAGAAUGGGCAGGUGACAGCUGGCAGUGGUAUCAGCUCAAGCAGUGCUGACUCCUACAAGAUUCGUAUUGAAGCAAGAGAUGGCUUCGGCAGGUCAGCUGUCAAGGUAUGCACCUUAACAGUGACCAGAAACCUGAAUGACCCCAGAUUUGAAACUACAGCCUACAAUCAAAGGAUCCUAGAGACUCACCCAAUUUCAGCCUCUGUGAUACAAGUUUCAAUUGUUGAUGCAGAUACCAGUGCUCCAUCUAACCUAGGGAGCUUUAGCCUCUCAGGGACACCACUUUGCCAAGAGUAUUUCAAAAUCGACCAGAUUUUAGGCCUAAUUUACGUACAAAAAGAUCUACGCCUGAAUCCAUUCAAACCAUCAACAUACACUUGCACAGUGACAGCUACUGACAGAGGUGUUCCCCCACGCAGUGCAACCAACACAGCUACAGCCACCAUCACAGUUGUUUACAACACUGCUCCAAGCUUCGACAAGGAUGUUUACGUGGCCAAUGUGAGCAGGGCCAUCACAGAAAACUCAGUUAUUGCCACUUACACCGCCACAGACAAUGAUAUUGAUAUUCCAUUCAACCAAAUUACUGUUUACAUUUCUGGAGGGUCAGAUGCCAGAUUUUUUGCCCUGAACCAAGCCAAUCAAAUUUUGGUGAAAAACACAGCAGACAUGGCUUUAGAAAGGGAUGUAAAAUACACUGUUUUUAUUACUGUGGUUGAUGGUGGUAGCCCCCCUUUGAAUGACACAGCUGUUGUUGUGUUGAAUUUGGACAGAAACCUGGCCGCCCCUGUUUGCUCAACACCAGGACCAGUCACCAUACAAUACAACCAAACACUUGGAGUGUCCUUUGCUUCCCUCACUGCUACAGACAGUGACACAAUAGCUCCAAUGAACACAGUGACCUACACCCUAGUGGGUGACCUACUUCCACAGACGUAUGUGCAGAUAGAUCCAAUCACUGCUGCUAUCAGUCUGAAAGCCAGUCUUCCUUCUAGAAAUAUUAAUGGAUUCCUGGUUCGAGUUGUGGCAAGAGAUGGAGGAUUCCCAUCACGGUCCAGCACAUGUAGUGUCCAGAUAAAUAUCCUCACAGACUCGGCUGAUUUAAGGAUAACUGCUAACCCAACAUCUAUUCCAGAAACAACUGCAAUCAAUACUACAGUCUUAUCAGCGUCUGCUCAACCUCCACCUAAUAUCAGGUACAGUGUUGUUGGGUAUGACACAGGACCAACAUACUUUGACAUUGAUCCAGUAUCAGGAGCCGUCUUUGUCAAGACUGAUUUACGUACAGAUUUAUCCAAGAGAACUCUCUACACAUUGCGACUGAAAGCUGUGAAAACAUUUGAAGUAACCACACAAGAGGCUUAUGUCGAUGUAACAGUCGCAGUACAACGCAACCAGAAUGGGCCUGUAUUCACACCACUGAAUGGCAAUUAUGUCACAACUGUCAACAAGGACGACUACAUUGGGACCCCAGCUAUACAGAUGAGUGCUACUGAUGCAGAUGGGGACCAACUUCUGUAUACAGUCGUAGCACCCACCCCUGGCUCUGAUUAUUUCUAUGUCAGCUCAACAACUGGCCUGAUCUCCAUUGCUAAAUCCCUCUCUAAUUUAGCCAUCAACCCUGUCACUUUCCAAGUUAUUGUCAGUGACCAGUCCAUUGUCAACCCCAAGUCAGGCACUGCCUCUGUAACAAUCAGCAUUGUAGGCGACCAGCCUCCAUAUUUUGUCAAUCCUAACACCUACACCGCUUCAAUAUCUUACAAAACAGCUGUAGACAGCAGUGUCUUCACAGUCAGUGCAGUCGAUCCUGACCUCAAGGGGUCACUUGUUUAUGAAGCCACAUGUGGGUUGCUGUCUGCUCCAGGCUACUUCAGGCUGAACUCAACCUCAGGGCAGAUAACUCUCAGAUCAAGUGUUACUCCUGACCUAAGCACCCAAUACCUGCUUUGUAUGGUUGCCUAUGACUCAGUCAGACCUAACGUCAGAGCCACAGCAACGAUGACAAUCAACAUAGAUCGUAACCCUAGCUUUCCUGGCUUUGUGACUACCACCUACAACACGCAGGUGUAUGAGAACGUACCAUACGGCACCAGUUUGUUUACUCUCUCAGCUACAGAUAAUGACGGUCAAAACCUGAUCUACAGUGUCUCAAGUGCAACUCCAGCAGAGUGCAACAAUUAUUUCAGUCUUUCUAUUGACACCCUCCGCUCCAUUGGUGACCUUUAUCUUUCUAGACCAAUCACUCAAUGCCAGUUCCAGUUUAGUGUCAGAGAUGAUGGCAUUCCUCCUAAAACCAGCACAAACGUGGCCAUUGGAACAGUCACAUUUGUUAGAAAUGACUUUACACCAGUUUUCCCAAGCCCUCUCUACACUGUCACUCUGCCUGAGACCAACAGCUUCCCUUCAAUAGUUUUUGAUGUCAAUGCCACUGAUGGUGAUACUUUUGAAAUUGGGUUUGGAGAUAUUGAAUAUGUAGCAAUAGGAGACAGCCCAGCUCUCAGCUUCUUCUCAGUGAACAACUCAACAGGUGUUGUCACUCUGUUCAGUUCUCUACAAAAUGGAAACCUUCCAGCAUAUACAGUUCGCAUAGUGGCCAGAGAUUAUGGCAGCCCUCGUUUGAGCAGUACAACACUCGUCCAGUUCAAUAUCAGCUACAACUUAAACAACCCUGUUAUAACCCCUGACCAAGCCACAGCUAAUAUCACAAUCUUUGAGGAUGAUCCAAUCUCAUCCCCCAUUUUCAACUUUGAUUACACUGAUGCUGACAGAACAGGUCCUCAGCAAGCUGUCACAUGGAGUAUCCAGUUUACUGCACAGGCAGACAGAAGUUAUUUCAUUAUUGACCAGCUAGGGGAUGUCUAUGUCAACUUGCCACUCUGGCUAGACAACUCAAACAAAAUGACCUACACUUUCACAGUAUUUGCAACCAACACUGAUGGCUCAGGCAGAAGUGAUUCUGUAUUUUGUACUGUCAAUGUCUACCGCAACCUGAACCCCCCUGUCUUUAGUCAAGAUGUCUACACAGUCAACAACAUCAGCUACUUAACUCAACAAUCCACUUCCUUGACCACAGGCAUUGUUGCAACAGAUGCAGAUACACAAGCCAGAUACCAGGUGAAGAGAUAUGAGAUCAUCCCUGAUGGUGUCUACUCAUCAUGGUUUACUAUAAAUAGCCUCACUGGUGCAAUUACUCUCAAUCAAAAUAUCGCAGAUAAAACUGACGCAGUUUAUAAGAUUGAAAUAAGGGCUGUAGAUGGUGGCACGCCACCUCUAACUGAUGAAGCAACAGUGUUGUUCAAUAUAAACCGCAAUCAACAAAGGCCAAGGUUCACCACAGGAAACCAAACUAUUACACUGUUUGAGGACAUAAGCACUGGCUUAGUCAAUGUCAGGGUCACAGCUGUGGACACGGAUGCUAGAGCACCAUACAACCAGAUUAUCUUCACACAAAUUGGCAACGCAGUUGCUAACACCUACUUCAGCACUGAUUAUCUGGGUAAUAUUUACCUCAUUAACCGCCUCACCUUGCCACAAACACCAGACAGCUUUACUGUACAAAUCCGUGUCUGUGACCAAGCUCCUGAGCCACUAUGUGCAGAACAAGACGCUUACGUAACUUUCAUUGUCAUACGCAACAACCACUACCCGUACUUCCUACCAAAUCCUGACUAUCCCUAUGUCAGAAACCUGGCAUCAUUCACCCCAGGCCAGAUUGUACUCACAGCCUUGGCUAGAGAUGAUGACCCACCCACCAACCGUUUUGGCGUGAUCAGCUACAACCUGAUUGGAGACGAUGGCGCAGAAACACGCUUUGUUAUAGAUCGCACCAAUGGAAACAUCAGCAUAUCAAACGCAAUAGGAAGUGGCACUGGAAGUCCUUUCAGACUCCGUAUUCAAGUCUGUGAUGGUGGUAAUUUAUGCAAUAUGACUGUUGCAACCAUCACGAUCUCCACAAACCAGUAUGCACCAGCUCUGAACCUGAACUCAUACUAUCAGAAAAUUCCAGAGACUCAGCCCUAUGGGGAUACCAUCAUUGAUGUCAAUGCUACAGAUAUUGAUGCAGGGCCCCCCAACAACCUGUUUGAGUUUGAGCUCCUGGACCGGUCAACACCUGAUGGAAGUCUGAACUGUUUUGCCAUCAACCCAACCUCCGGUUACAUCUUUGCCAAGAGAAGUCUACUGGUGUCACCCUGUACCAGCAGCCAGUACUUGUUUUCAGUGCGUGCUUAUGAUAAGGGUGACGUUGUACUGAGAAGUGCGGUAUCACCAGUAACAAUUGAUGUCACGCGCAAUGACAACCCACCCAUCUGGGAGCAGAAGACGUACAACUUUAACAUUGACAUGAACAACGCUGUCAGCACAGUUGUAGGCCGCAUCCGUGCCAAUGAUGCAGACCCUGUUGAUCCAUUUGGCACCCUGACCUAUUCAGUAGUGGGUGGAGGAAACGGUAACCCCUACUUGACCAUCACAAGAAUAAACAACAAUGAUGUCAAUGUCGUCCUCUCAACCUCAGUUGCUAACACAGGCAUCCAGAAUCUAAAGAUAUUUGUCCUAGUUCAAGACAGCGGCCUUCCAAGGAAACAAGACGUAACAGAAGUAAAUGUCCUUGUCAACAACAACCUCAACCCACCAUAUUUCCGGGAGUUUCUUUAUGUUUUUAACACAUACGAGGAUGUACCAGUAGGGACAGUUAUUGGCACUACAUUGCUAGGUGCAGAUAAUGAUACUGCUUCUCCUUGGAAAGACUAUUACUUCCGUCCACUACCUAGCCAUCCAUAUUUCACUGUCAAUGCAACUGGUCAAGUGUUUGCUUAUCGUCAGCUAACGCUAGAUUCAAAGGACACAGUGUACACCAUGAUGGCCCAGAUAUAUGAUGGAGGUAACCCAUCUUUGAUAGGAAGUCGGCUAGCCAAUGUCACCAUCACAGUCACCCGCAACUUGAACUGUCCAAUAUUUACCAACAUGCCUACUACAAUUAACAUAAAUAAAAACACCACAGGAGUUGUGUUCACAGUUCGAGCUAACGAUGCUGAUCUAGAUUCACGAUACAACAAAGUGACCCUGCGUCUCAUCAAUGACAAUAGCAUGGCAGCCUACUUUAAUUUUGACAUCACCACUGGUGCUCUCACUGUCUUACCCAGCGUGGCUAGUGACACGACCAUGCAGUACCAGCUGAGGUUCACAGCAUGGGAUGGCUACUGUGAUGAGUUUACCUCCAGUUUACUGACGGUCAAUGUCGUGCGAGAUCUGUUCCCCCCACGAUGGAUUAGCAACCAAGCUAACAUCACAAUUCUGGAGACUCAAGACACAGGAGACUCACUCUAUAACCUCAGCUCAGUUUCUAUUGAUCAGGACACUGGUAUUGGCUCAACAAGAUAUUAUGACUUCGCUACCAACAGUCUGAACAAGAACUUGUUUUACCUGGACACAAGUGGACGUGUGUAUUUAAGCAAGUCUCUGCUGGGUAGGACAGGGGAUCCUUAUCAAGUCCAGUUCAUGCUCCGCGAUGAUGGAGGACUUCAGAGUGAAAUAUUUAUCCUAAAUGUGAAUGUUAUCCGCAACCAUGCUCCAUCCAUCACAGUAACUCCAAACUCCAUCACAAUCAAUAGUAACCAGGCUGUCAACUCUGAAGUUUACAGGUGCAAUGGAUCAGAUCCUGACACCCAGACUCCAUUCAGUCUGUACGAGUAUCUUCUGCUUGAAGACUCCACUGCCACUGACCUGUUUGCCCUCAAUCCCCUAACAUGUGCGCUCACCCUGACCAAAUCACUGGAUUCAAACUCCCAGACGUCAUACACUCUGAGACUUCAAAUACUAGACAGGGGUACCCCUCGUUUGGCUGAUACUAAGACUUUGGUCAUCAAUGUGGUAAGAAAUUUGCAGAGACCUGUGUUCACCAACUCCAGAUACACAAUGACAAUACUGGAGAUAAAACCUGUUGGAGAAACUAUUCUGUCUGUCACAGCCACUGAUAAUGACACAUUUGCCCCUAACAAUGAAGUGACCUAUGCACUUUCAAGCCCCUCGACUACGUUUGACCAGUACUUUGCCAUAAAUCCAACCACUGGCAGUGUAUACAGUAAAACCUGGCAGGUGUACUUCCCAGAUAGAAACGUAAAGUUCUUCAGUGCCAAUGUCAGUGCCACAGACAGGGGUGUACCACCACAGACCGCACUGUCCACUACCCAGGUGGAAAUCACUGUGAUCAGAAACACGGCUCCGUAUUUCACAUCUACUUCUGGCACCAACAUAACAAUAUCCAAAAACCAGCCAGAGGGAACUUCUGUUUACACUUUUACACCAAGGGAUGAUGACAAAGAUGACCCCUUCAACAAAAUCACCCUGAGUCUGAUUGGAGAUGGAAAUGCUCCCUCGUUUUUUAGCAUUGAUCAAAAUGGUGUUGUCUCCCUUAAGGCUGGAGUUGAUCUCCCUGGAUCUUUGAUCUCUAGCUUCACGGUUCGAGCUCAGGUGGUGGAUGGUGGAAUACCCCAGCUCUCCAGCACUUCUGUGGUCAAUAUUAUAGUCCAACGCAACACGUACACACCCGUGCUCAAUGGUGUCACUGAGUACAUCCCAUACACAGCAUCCUAUGGCCGGUUCAUUACCCAGCUGGCUGCAACUGAUCAAGAUGGUCCAAAUACACCAGAGGGCACUGUACGCUAUGAAAUUGUCAGUGGCGCCACCAUCAACAACAUCAACUAUUUCAGCCUGGGUCUAGAAUCUGGCAUAAUUACCCUGAUAAACAGCACUAAUUUGGUCAACUUCGACAGAAUGAAUAUCACAGUAAGAGCCUAUGACCUGGGGACACCAUCUCGGAGCACAACAGCAGUCGUCACUGUGAUCAUAACCAAAGACUCGGGCACGUUGGCUGUUCCAAACUACACCUUUGACGUGAAUGAGAAUGCUCCUAAUGAUACAGUGCUUGGAACUGUUGUAGCCUCCCCCUCUGAUUCAGUGACUUACAGUGUAGUUGGGUAUCCACCAGCCACAGCUUACUUUGGUCUGAAGAGCGGUACUGGACAGGUUGUUGUCAUCAGUUCUCUGCAAAAUGAUGAUCAGAUGCAGUACACUAUGAUUGUAAGAGCUGUCCGCCAAGCAGGAGUGACUACACAGACAGCAGAAUCCACAGUCGUAAUCAAUGUUUCACGCAACCAAUAUGCACCCAUUUUUGGUACAACAGAUUACAACAGAGCUAUCCCUGACAUUACAGAUAUUGGGUCCAGUAUCCUGACAGUACAAGCCACUGACAGUGAUGUGACUGAUGUACUUGAGUAUUCGUUUGUUCCAAACUCUGGGAACUACUCUGUGUUCUUUAUCCACCCCCGCACUGGAGUAAUCUCUCUGACAUCAUCACUUAUUGGCACCACCAUCGACAGAUACUCAUUCCGAGUUCAAGUUCGAGACAACAGCAGACCUGAAAAGUUUGGCUUUUCAAAUGUUGUCAUUGACAUCCUGCGAGACAGGUCCUCCCCCCAGUGCUCUCAAGCUUUGUUUACUGCAGCAGCUAAUGACAACAGUCAAAAUGGAUCAGUGAUCACAACAAUUUCUGUCACAGACCAAGACUUGAGGGGCCGGCUAGUUUUUGAAGUGACAGGUGUCAGCACAGCACCAGCUUUCUUUACCCUGGGAUCCACCACACCAGGCGCCAAUAACCAGGCCACGGCCAACGUCUUGGUCCAAGACAUCGCUUACCUACGUAUGGAUAAGAUCUCCGGAUACAAUUUGAGGGUUGUGGCGUACGACUCAUCCUACCCCAACACACGGACCACAUGUUCUGUGUCUAUCAUAAUGACCAGAAACCUGAAUGACCCAGCCUUUAACUUGCGCAACUACGUCACAACCAUCUAUGCCACUCAGCCUGAAGGCAGCGUACUCUUCACCAACAUUACAGCAACAGAUGCUGAUGGAGACACGCCCCUCCGUUUUGAUAUAAUUGGAGACUCCAGAGCCCAGACUUACUAUGAAAUAAACCCAGACACUGCUUGGAUAAGGCUCAAGAAAUCUGUUUUGUACGACACCCAGACACAGGAUAUUAUCCAACUAAGAGUAUCAGACCAAAGAACACCAACUCGUAAUGGGUUUGCAACUGCUACGGUCAAUAUAAUUAGAGACAACAGAGCCCCUGUGUUUACUAAUAUCCCUGAAACUGUUAAUGUACCCAUCAACUCGCUAGCUUCUACAUCAAUAUUUACUAUUCGAGGCAGAGAUGAUGAUCUAAAGGGAAACUUGACCUACACUUUUGUGUCUGGCUAUGCUGAUUUCUUUACCUUGGUGAAUGUGGGACAAAGCAGCAGCACUGUAGGAGACGUUUACUUGAGCAGAAGUUUGAAAGAAGACGCUCUGAGACAGUCCAGCUACCAGCUGAGGUUCCGAGUUUUUGACUCCCAAUUCCCAACAAGCUACGACGAGAAAACUUUGACUGUCACAACAGAGAGAAACCCUAAUUCACCAGUCUGUACUUCAGUCAACCCUGUGUCUUUAGACAUCAACUCCAGAAUUGGGGGCACUCUGCUCACUGUUAGGGCUACAGAUGCUGACAAUGAUGUUCUGCGAUACACAAUGACUAGCCCUGAUGCAGAGGAUCUCAAAUACUUCUAUGUGGAUCCAACCACAGGGAAUAUUAUACUGAUAGAAAAUCUGUUCAAUUCUACCUUUACAUCUUUUACAUUCCCAGUUUCAGUGAGUGACCAGGGCUACCCCACACCAAAAACCUGUACAGUGACAGUAACCUUCAACCUGGGGGCUGCUGACCUGGCGCCCUACUUCUUCCCAGCAGCAUACACCUGGUCAAAUAUCCCGGAAAAUGCUUUCAAUGCCACCACAGCUAGUGAAUUCAUUGUCAAUGGUUUUGAUCAAGACCGUGUGGGAAAUCUUCAAUACAAGAUAAUUGGUAACUUUGCGUCACCAAGAUACUUUGGGGUUAGAAGAACUUCAAACAGCCCAACUAGCACUGGGACCCUGUACCUCAGAGAGGACAUUAAGCCAGACAAUGACUUUGUUUAUGAGAUAGUGGUGGUUGUGUACGAUGAUGCCAGACCAUCCCUCAGUGGCACAACAACGGUGACAGCAAGUAUCAAUCGCAAUCCCAGUGGCCCAAGCUGUCCAGCCAACACCAUAACAAGCUUCCAAGAGUUGCAGCCCAUUGGUUAUUUGGUUUACACUGCAUCAGCCCCAGACUCAGAUGGAGAUACUGUGACCUAUUCAUUCCAAACUACAGCUGUGGAUCAGAAACCUCUGGAGUAUUUUGCCAUUCACCCAUUGCUGGGACGUGUGACUGUGUUGAAAAGUUUGACACUAGAUCCACAGAGGCAGACUACACCAUUUGUUCUGACUAUUGUGGCAAGAGAUAAUCGCAUACCACAGAGGUCCUGCUCCUUCACACUGACCAUCACAGUGGGAAGAAACCAAUACUCUCCCAUCUUCCAAAGGACUCCAUACAAUGUGCCAACAAUCUCAGAAAACCUGGCAACUGGCAGUAAUGUUUACAACACUGUCACUGCCACUGAUCAAGAUAUGACUGCCCCAUUGGUGUAUGAGGAAAUAAGCAACACCACUGCUGCCUACUACUUUGACAUCAACAGAAUCACAGCUGCGAUUACAUUAGUCAACAGUUUAUUGGCUGGCACAUUCACAAACUACCAGUACUAUGUGAGAACAUACGACCCCAACUAUCCAAAUGACUUUGCUGAAGAAAUGGUCAACAUCACAGUCAGCCGUAAUGAAUACGCUCCAAUUUUUGAAAAAACCUCGUAUGCCAUCACCAUCAAUGAAACUGAACCCAUUGGCAAGAACAUUUUGACCAUAAGAGCAACAGAUAACAACACCAGGGACACAGUCACUUACUAUGCCACAGCAAAUGCCGACGCCCUUCAGCUAUUUGAGCUGUUACCUUCAGGUUCAAUCCUUGUCAAGCAGAGUCUCUACGGCUUGCCCAAAGACACAUACACUAUCCUGGCGUACGCAAGGGACAACGGUACUCCCAUGCAAGAGACUCAAGUCAAUGUGGCCAUAACGGUACUGCGUUACCCAGGCAACCCUGUGAUAUCAGGUGGAGAAUGUUUAGAUAAAAUCAGUGAGAAUCGUGCAACUGGGCCCAUCAAUGCCAGGAUUAAUGCAACAGAUACUUUCAAUUUGGGCCCCCUGGUUUAUGAAGCCACUGGAAAUUACCCAGCUCUGAAUUUCUUUAGCGUCGACAGAAAUACCGGUGUUAUCCAAUUAAUUCAAAACCUCAGGACUAGCGGAUUCCGUGAUAUGAACUUUACUUUUGUUGUGAGAGUGUACGACUCUCUGAGACCAAACCGUCAGGCCAGCACUACGUGCACCUUCACCGUUCUACGCAACCAGAAUUCUCCAGUUUGGAGUCUGCCAAACUACAGCGCCACCAUAAAGGACAGUCACCCUGUUCUCGCUAAUGUUGUCGGGGUCUUAGCCACUGACACUGACCCAGGGGAUGUGAUUAGCUACUCACUAAUUAACGAGACUCAGCAGAGAGAUCUGAACUCAGGCCCCUCUGAGUAUUUCUUCAUUGACUCUAUCACUGGGAUGAUCAGCUUGAAAAAAUCUGUCAAAGGUUCAAAUAUCAGGAGUUUUCUUCUGAGAGUUAGAGCCUGUGACAAUGGGUGGCCCCAGAGGUGUAUUGAAGCAGAUGUAACCAUUGCCGUCACAUAUGAUGGCAUUUUCCCAGUGUUUAUCAACAUCCAAAACUACAGAGUACAAAUCAAUGAGGAUGCCAGUCCAGGUGUGCAGGUGGUGCAGGUGACAGCAACAGAUGCUGACAUGGCACCAGGGAGCUCUAUAUAUUAUGGAUUUGUUAACCCUCCACCAUCCUACUUUACCAUGGAUUCAAACAACGGCAAUAUAACCCUGUACAGAUCAGUUCUCUAUGAUGUGGCCACCUCAUAUGUUUUCAAUGUAAUUGCCUAUGACCGUGGGGAUCCUGAUAGAGUAGCCACAGGCACUGUAACUGUCUUGGUGGUAAGGAACCAGUUCGGUCCUGUCUGCAGACUUCAAAGGACUAGCAUUACCAUCAGUGAAUACCAGAGAGUCCCUUCAAUUGUUGCAAACAUAAUGGCCCCUGAUCAGGAUAGGGACGCUGUACAGUAUAGCAUAACAGGAGUUACACCACCAUACCCCAAUGCCACUGAUCCAACUUUUUACAUCAACCCAAACAAUGGCGACGUCUGGCUAUUUAAGACUCAAGAAUCUACCUCUGUUACUUUCUAUAACUUAACCAUCCGUGCCACAGACAACCGAGUAAGCAACCCAAAGAGUGACAACUGUCUACUUCUCAUUACCAUAGACCUUGACCUUUAUCCUCAAUUUAUUGACAACAGACCUAACAGAAACAUCAGUGAGUUCACCCCACUUUCAGUGGUCAGUCAAGUUCAGGCCACUGAUGGUGACCUUGAGGGGACGAUACAGUAUGUGUUGAUAGGCUUGUACCCUGCUGACAGUUUCUUUGAUGUGGGGCAGACAACUGGAGCUAUCUCCCUUAAAAGACUGCUCACCUCUGAUGACCUCAGUCUCCCAUCAUACACUUUGAGGAUCCAGGCCUACGACAGUGCACACCCUAACAGAAGAGCUACCCAAGAUGUGACCAUUAAUGUUGUACGCAACGCUUACAUGCCAGUGUUCAGCCUAUCAAGAUAUGUAGUCAGCAUACCAGACACGACUCCAGUUGCCACUUCCAUCCUCGCAAUCAGUGCUAGAGAUGAAGAUAAUGAAACGCUGGUUUACAGUAUAACCGGCUCUACUACCACUGGCCUGAGUUAUUUCUUCCUAGAUGGAAAUAACCUGCGAACCAAAGCCAACUUGAAAACAGCUAGUGAUACUUAUACUCUGACAGUAUCAGCCAGUGACCCUAGGGGCAGGACAGGAACUGCUUUUGUUGACAUCACCAUCACCAGGUCCCAAGGGGACAGGCCUCCAGUGUUCAUAAACCUACCAUAUGUGGCGCGUAUAACUCGCUAUCUGGCUGUCAAUACUAUACUUAUUGAUACUAAUGCCACAGAUCCUGAUAUACCAAACAAUCCGGAGCGUAUAAAGUUUGAGCUGUACUCUGCACCAGAAUCAGAUUACUUUACAAUUGACUUCAAUACAGGGGAGAUCAAACUAAAGAAAUCAUUGACAUUGGACACACUGAGAAAUGCCUUCUACACAGUGGAUCUGUAUUGUUACGAUGUACAGAACCCCAGUCUUACAGCCAAGGCCUAUGCUGUGAUUUUUGUUGACCACAACCCCAAUGGUCCUAUAUUUGCUACUGCAAACUAUCAGAUCACUGUCAGUGAGAUUAUAAAUUUGGGUACAAACGUGAUUACUGUCAAUGCAACAGAUGCCGAUAGUGACACUGUCAGGUAUUACAUGGUGCUACAGGCAGGAGGGACACCAGCUGCUGAGUUCUUUGCUAUCAAUGAAAACACAGGAGUUAUCUACCCCAUUAAGUCCCUUACAUUAGCCCCAUUGAAUCAGUAUACAUUCCAAGUGGUUGCCUAUGAUUCCGGCAUCCCCAUGAAAACAGCAACAGCCACUGUCACCAUUUAUAUAACAAGAGACAUUUAUGCACCUUCAUGCACAUCUGGGCGUAUCCCUGUGACCAUCAGUGAAAAUACUGUUGUAAACGACACCAUUCCAAUUCUGACCUUUGUUGCAACUGAUCAAGAUGGAGGCGGCAGCCCAAUCAUCUACGCACCCAGCGGAAAUGGCUUGGCUAGAGUUUUCUUUAACGUUAACUCAGCUGGACAAGUGUUUGUCAACUUCCCUCUCACCACCACCACAAGCAGCAGGUUUGAGCUUGAAGUGGCAGUGUACAGCCAAAGCAAUCCAGCCAAGGUAGGCUACUGUAAUGCCACUAUCACAGUCAGCAGAAAUGUGAAUUCCCCAACAUUUAGCUCGGUAUCUACAACUCUAAACAUCUGGGAGUACGAGGCCCCUGGAUUCUCAGUAGCUAAUCUAACUGCUACAGAUGCAGAUAAUGACAGAAUAACAUACUACCUCUCUACUGAAGCUGUUACCCUCAGUCAUUUUGUAAUUGACAGCUUGACUGGCAGAUUGAGUCUCAUAAAAACACUGCAUGAUAUCACCCCAAACACAAUUCAGUUUACUGUGUAUGCAACAGACAAUCGCUCGCCAGAAAAAGUUGGCCAGAUUUCAGUGACUGUGAUCAUUAACCGUGAUACUCCUCCGAACUUUGUCAAUUUACAAACAACUGUAAACUUACUAGAAACUUUGCCUAUUGGUACUAUCGUACUUAAUGUAACAGCUCUGGAUCAGAACCUUAGGGGACAGAUCCAGUACUUUGCUGUUGGUCGGGGAGGAGCUCAAGCAGUAUUCAGCAUUAACCAGGCCACUGGUCAGAUAUCACUCAUUCGAAACCUCACUACUGACACAAGUUCUUUCUAUGAUCUGGAGAUCUACGCCAUUGACUCAGCCCUGCCUGACAUACGUAGUUUACCCGGUGUCAUCAGAUUCAACAUAGCACAUAACCAGAAUCCACCUAGGUUCCAGUACACACCGUACAAUUUUGCUAUUGAUGUUGACAGAAAUGGAAACAGCCUUGGCCUUUUCAUUGGUCAGGUCAAUGCUACUGAUGCUGAUGGGGACAUCCCAUUCUACACCUUAUCACCAAUUGCAGACAACUCAGCAGACUACUUUUUCUUGGACAGAAACGCUGGAAAGAUUUACCUGAUUAAAUCUGUCAGUACUGUUACAGCUACACAGUUCCAGUUUAACGUAGUGGCCACUGACCGCUUGAUCCUGCCAUUGUAUGACACCAAACCUGUUACAGUAAGCCUGAUCAAGGACCAGUACCCACCAGUCUUCAGCAGUGCACUCUACACUGUGACAAUCAAUGAAAGACGGCCAGUAAAUGAUACCAUCUUUACUGGCUUGUCAGCCACAGAUCUAAACCUUCAGGGUACCAUGACUUAUGUUGUGACUGGUGUUUAUCCUGGUGACACCUUCUUCAGUGUGGGACAAACAGACGGAUACGUCAGAGUUAUCAGAGAUCUACGUACUGAUAUUGUUGCAAGAACAUCAUACACCCUCUAUGUGGCAGCUUAUGACAGCAGUCUACCAAACAACAGAGCCAGUGCUACAGUUUUGAUCACUGUGGAACGUAAUGCCAAUGCUCCAAGUUUUGGACAGGCCCAAAUCACUGUCACGGUGCCGGAGACACAGAGAACUCAAGACUCUGUGGCCAACAUUGCAGCAACUGAUGCUGAUGGGGACACUAUCCAGUACACUUUAGUCAGGGAUAAGAAUGGUGGAGAUGGCAUGUCAUUCUUCUAUGUUGACCAAACUGGACGCAUGUUUAUCAAACGUCCACUCACAGAGAGCACAACCAACAGCUAUACGAUGGUUGUACGAGCAACAGAUUCUGGCAACCCAUCAAAGCCUACAGAUGUUGAUGUGAUUGUUACCAUCGUGCGUUUUGUGAGGCCCAUCUUCUCCCAAAGCCAGUACACAGUGACCAUCCCAGAGAACCAGGCCAUCAGCUCAUCUGUCUACUCCAUGCUGGCCACUAAAGCAGGAGCUAAUGUCAGAUAUGAAGUUGUUGGAGAUGGAUACGCCCCCUACCUGUUUGCUAUCAACCAAACUACAGGACUUGUGACUGUGAAAAAUAGUUUGAGAGACCUCAAAGAUUUAACAUACACUCUUACAGUGAACGCUUAUGAUGAAUCUCAACCCAACUUCAAAUCCCAAGCAACACUGGCCAUCUCAGUGACCAGAAAUGACAACCCUCCAGUGUACACCCAGAGUCUGUACACAGCAACGGUCACCCAGGACACGACCCCGUACACCAGACUGGUCACUGUUAUUGCUAAUGACACUAAAGAUGGGAACGCCAUCACAUACAGACUAGUUGGGCCCCAAGAAUGCCUGAACAGAUACAAGGUUCUGUCUACUACUGGUGAAUUUCUAUUGGUCGUCUCUCCAAAUACCAUUCCAGCAGGAACUACUGAUUGCAUAGUUGAGGCCAGUGACAAUGGCUAUCCCACCCCCAAAACUGUCACCUCUACUGUCCGUGUGACAGUGUCCAGUGAGACGUCACCUACAUUCCUCACUACACUGCCUGUAUCAAUAAAUGAGACUGUACCCAACUAUCAAACCAUUGGAACAGUCACAGCCAGCAAACCCAACCCAACUGGCAGCAUUAUCUACACCUUGGAAGGAAACUACCCAGCCUUGUCGUUCUUCAAUGUCUCAUCCACCAAUGGCAACAUCCAGGUCAUCAAUGACCUCCGCAAUGACCCACUCAAGCUGACCCAGUACACUCUGAGAAUCUGUGCAGCUGAUUCAGCUUUCCCAGCCAUCAAGCAGUGCGUCAACCAGCUGAUCAAUGUUGCCCGCAACCAAUUUUCACCUGUGUUCAACCCACCAACAGACCGUGUCAGCAUAUCUGUGGACACGCCCAUCACCUCCUGGUCACGCCCCCUCAAUGUCACAGAUGCCGACAGUACUAAAGUAACAUGCAGCAUCAUUGGCAAUUCCAAGGCCCAGGAGUUCUUUAAGGUGGAUCCCAACACUUGUGUGGUCUCCUUGAGAAGAAAUCUGACCGAUGACGCAGAGAAAACAACUUUGUACCAAAUUACAGUGCAGGCAACAGACAAUGGAACACCUCAGCAGGUAUCCACUAGUCUGCUGGAAGUGGCUGUCAAACGUGACCUCUUCAACCCUGAAACCACAAACCUGCCAUCUACAGUGACCAUCGAUGAGAACAGCAACACUGGGGCCUCAGUUUUUAGAGUAUCUGGACGAGAUAAUGAUACAAAUAGCGUAAUAGUUUGUGAGCUUGCAGCAAACAACCCAGUGAGCCUGUUUUUCCAAAUAGACAACAAUUGUCUGAUCACCAUCAGAAAUUCUCCACGGCUAGACACACAAACUACCUACCAGAUCCCAGUCCAGGUGUAUGAUGCAGCAUGGCCGAACAACAGAAAGACAGAAACUCUAACAGUGAACGUCAACAGAAAUGUAAAUGCUCCAGUGCUAAACGGACCCUUCAGCACCACCAUCAACAACAACUUCUCCCCUGGCAACACAGUCCUUACCGUGGGGGCCACAGAUGCUGAUGGGGAUCGGUUGACCUACUCAAUGGUGAAUGCUAACGUCAAUGUCAGCAAUACAUUCAUGGUGGAUAGCUCAACAGGAAGAAUCAUCUUGUUGCGUCCACUCCAAGAUCAGACUGUCUACACAUUUGAUAUUCGAGUCACUGACAACCGCAACCCUGAGAAGACUGACACAAGAGCAGUGACCAUCAAUGUAAACAAUGUUGUCUACCCUCUGACCUGGGUCAGUGCACCUUACACUGCAACAAUCAACAUCAACACCACCAUCAACACAGAAGUGACAGUGGCAGUACGAGCCACCAAACAAAAUACACAACAGACCAACAUCAGAUACAGGUUCAAUGGUGGAGCUCCCAGCUCAGCUGUCAACUUCUUCAGUAUUGAUGCCAACACAGGCCAGGUGUACUUAACCAACAACCUUGUCGCUGACGGGACCAUGAAAUUCUUGUCUAAUGCUGUGCUGUUCAUUGAGGCCUAUGAUAUUCAAGCUACAUCUGAUGUGAUCAGGACCUCCCUGACCAUCAACUUUAACCGCAACAUGAACGCCCCAGUCUUCUCACCAGUCACCUACUCAGCAACCAUCAACGAUUACGACCCUGCUGGUACCAGUGUUGUCACCGUAAGGGCAACCGACAGCGAUCCACUGGCACCAGAAAAUACCAUUAUUUAUGAAGUGGACUCCAGCAGAAGUGCAUCUGAUUAUUUUACUGUUGGUAGCUACAAUGGUCUGAUUACUGUGAAGAACAGAGUGUCCCUAGACCCAGCGAAACCAGGCACUUACACUGUGUAUGUGCUGGCCCAUGACACCAGCCUCCAGCCUAAAACAUCAACAGCAACAGUCACCAUCACUGUGAACCGCAACAACCCCCCAGCCUUCACACAGAACCAGCCUUACACCAGGGAGAUCUCAGACACUGUGGACGUCUACUUCCCCUUUAUGGUUGCCACAGCCACUGACCCAGAUUCCAACGUAGCUAACUCUGACAAUGGUAAACUGGAGUUCAGCAUAGUUGACCCUACAGCCAACACAAUCUUUGGCAUUGACAACAUGGGAAAUAUUUUUGCUAGAAGAUCACUGCAGAAUCUGAAUUCAUCAUACACAUUCCAAAUCAAGGUGGCUGACAAAGGCAUACCACCUCUGUCUGACACUGCCCAAGUGGUUAUUACCAUCAGCAAGAGUGCUGGGCUGACCUUCAAUCCCAGCUCAGUCAGCUACCAGAAGUCUGAGAGCACACCUGUCCCAUCCUUCUUGGAGAGGGCAGUGGCCACAGAUGGCCUUGGUGGUAGUGUGAUCUUGUAUGAGCUUGUGGCUGAUGGGUUCGCCAACCAAGCUUUUGUUGUUGAUCCCAAUAACGGCACUGUGACACAAGUCAAGCCAUUCACUGAUGACCCACUCAAAUCAUUAUCUUACCUGUUCAGAAUUCGUGCUUACCGCCAGAGUGAUCCAACUGUACAGGCCUACAAGACCAUCAGAAUUACAGUUGACCGUAAUCCAUCUUCCCCUGCCUUUAACCAAACCAACUAUGUUUUCAACAUCCCAGAGAACCAGGUGUUGGGAGAUGUGUUUGGAAAGAUCAGCGCCUCGGACCCAGAUUCUGGUACGUCUGGAGAACUCACAUACACCAUAUCUCGCCUGGGCAACAACCCCUUGACCAGCUACACGUACUUCUACAUGGGUCCAACCACUGGAGAGUUGACCGUGUCCAGAAGUUUGUUGGAUGACAGGGGCACUACCAGCUACAGUUUCCCAAUCAAGGUGGCAGACAGUGGCUCACCACAAAAGACAGCAGACGCUUCAGUAACAAUCAAUGUGUCUCGUAACAAGAACGGCCCAGUGUUUGUCCCCAACAAUACAUUCAUAGUAGAAAUCCCAGAAGACUACCCUGUCCAGGGCUCCAUUGUGGAUCUGAAGGCCACAGAGGCUGAUGGUAACCCUGUGACCUACUCCCUCCAACGCACCAGCAUCAAUACCUUGUAUUUUGCUGUCAACGAGACCACUGGCAGAGUCUAUCUAUCUCAGUCUGUGCUUAGGGCUCCCAGCUCAACAUUUUUUUUGACCGUAAUAGCAUCAGAUAACCAGCCAUCAGUUAAAACAGCCGAUGCCACCAUCACAGUCAUUGUCCGAAGAAAUCCCAACGCACCAGAAUUCAGCCAAAGGCUCUGGACCAGAGACAUAUCAGAGUACCAGGCUGUGAACACCGAGCUGUUGACAAUAAUAGCUACAGACAAAGACGCCUCAUCUAGUGACAGUGGAAGAAUCACCUACUCCAUCAUAAACCAAACAGCCACCAGCCCCCAACCUACUUCUGGCUUUGCUACAGACUUUUUCACCAUCGGCGCCAACAAUGGCCAGCUGUUCUUGACUAAACCAUUGACAAAUUAUACAUCAGCCAAUGACUAUGAUAUUUAUGUGAGAGCUCAAGACAAUGCCAUCAAUCCAAGAUCUGACGUUUCACUUGUCAAACUGCACAUUGUACGCAACAUGUACGCCCCACAGUUCUUACCUGCUGUCGUAUUAGCCAACAUCACCUCCAGCGAUGCUAUCAACACACCAAUCUUAACUUUACCUGCUGUGGACAAUGAUAGUACCAUUGAGCUCAACAAAAAUACUCCAAAUGCGGAGAUUACUUAUGAGCUGAGGGAUUUCUCUGAGGCUGAUAAACAAUCCAGAUACUUUGGUGUCACCCAGGAUGGAACGGUUUACAAAAAACUGGCAACGAUAAGCAACACAGAAUUCCAAACAUUCACUUUUAUGGUUGUGGCUAGAGACAACAACUGGAGACAUGACAAACUGACAACUGUCAAUGUCAGCAUUGGUGUCACCCCCACCACUAUACUGGGGGGCCAAAUUGGAUUCAGACAGCCUGUUUUCCUUGUGAGCAUUAAAGAGAAUUCUCCAGUAGGCUCAAAUGUGACAUAUCUAAAAGUUGAAAACCAGGAUCAAAGCCAAGUUGAAUGUAACUUAUUAAAUGCCAAUACUGAUAUAUUUUACGUGCAGACUGUGGAAAAUGAGAAGAACUGUUUGAUAGUCCUGCUAGCAACAUUGGACAGAGAGACACAGGCUAGAUAUGACUUUAAUGUGACAGUCCAGAAGAAGACACUGACACCCACCAAUGGCAGAAAGAAGAGACAGUCAUCAGUAACCAUUUACAACACAUGGCCCAACGCUCGUGUGGUUGUUGAGGUUGUGGAUGUCAAUGACAACCCACCCGCCUGGGUGUGGAACAAAUAUCCAAGAAAUGACAUUGACCCGCCUGCAGGCACAAGAGGCAUCUUCAUCACCGCAGUAGACUACUUGUCUUCCCCUGAAACAGUUGCUAUUCCACUCAAGGCCACAGAUAUAGAUCAAGGUCUGAAUGGAGAAGUGCGCUACAAACUGGACAUGCCUCUGGUCAACCCUCCCCCCUUCAACAUUGAUGAGCUUGACGGAAGUCUCUACACAACCACAGAGUUCUCUGAUGAUGACAAAAACAACAAAUAUCUGCCCUACAAGCUGAUAGCAGAGGCCCACGACAGAGGUCAAGAUGUUGAGGGAUUCAAAUCUGUCCAAGCCAACUGCUAUGUCAAUCUGAUCCGGCCAAUCAACAGAUUUGUUUUAGUGGUCAACAGACCAAUGGCUGACGUCCUCUUACAGAAGGAAAUUUACAGGCUGGCUCUACAAAACUCGACUGGUUAUGUUAUUAUCAUUGAGAGAAUUGAGGCAAAGAGAACACCCGGUACAGUCAAUGGGACCUACGAUGUGGACACAAAAGCAACUGACGUUACGUUUGUUGCUGCUUUACCCAGAGAGUAUUACCAGUUGGUCAAUCAGACAGAUGCUGAAGCUAAUGGUAUCACAUCCAAAGAUGCAAUUUCCAAAGUAACAACAGCUGUAGGAGGCUCACUUAAUGUGUCAGUUCAGACAGUCAGAACACCAUUUGUCAGUGCCAUCGUGUACCGCAACAUGCCGACAAAGUCCUACACCUGGUGGAUGGAUGACCCAUGGGCCGCCCUCAUUGCGCUGGCUGCCAUCAUUAUUCUCCUCUCAUUAGUUGGCAUCAUCGUUCUCAUUUUCACAUACGCCAGGUACAUGAAGUUCAUUCACCAAUACCGGGUGUACCAGGCCACAUUUGAUAACCCAGACUUUGUGGAACCUCCAGGGUUUAUGAGGGAAUAUGAGACACAGAGUUUGAAUAUGUACGUCCCACCUGACGAGGCCAUCCCCGACUACGGAGAGGUCAACAUGACCCUGGACCAGAACACUGUUGAACAUGUGACCCACACUGGACAUGACCCUAGAGUUGCAGCAGCUGUUAACCCAAUCUAUCAAGUUGGUCAGUCUCAAGCCAUUGAGCAGCCACACCAACAUGCUCGACCAGAUAUGACCAUGCUGUAACAGACCACUUCACCACCACCACUACCAACAGCAACUUUGUUCUACAGCACUAAAAAAAACCACUUGAUGUUGAAAAUAUAAACUUAACUUAUAAUUUGAAGCAUGUUGAUGACCAUCAUUAAAAGAUUUACUGCUGAAAACAUUAGAAAUUACCAACAGCUAUAGUGAUAAGUGGGGAAAGCUGUUUGAAAGAUUAAUUUUUUUUUGUAUGAAUGGGAAACUUUUUCUGUCAACAACCAAAGUUGCCUUUCAAAGUGGAGAUUAUGUUAUUUAUUUUUUUACUGCUAUUUUUUUUUCAAACCUUCACAAAAUUAUUUAUGCAUAAUGCCAAAAUUGUUGAAAAUGUUUUUAAAUAAUAUAUUAUUUUGGUUUCUGUAGUUAAAUGCUUUAUUAAAUUUUUUAAAGGAAUGCCAGUAAAACAAAGUUCAUGUUAAGAAUGUAUUUGUAGUAAGUUUUUUCAAUUAUUUUAAAGAAUAUCUAAAGUUACUAUAAAGAAAUCAAAAGAAAUUAUAUGUUAUUGUGAUACUUAAAUGUUAAAUUAAUAUAUGAAAAAUCUACAAUGUGAAGGACUCUUUAUAUUUUAUAUAAAAUCUUUAUUUAUACAUUCCAAUUUAUAAAGGACUUCCUGUCUGACUAACCCAAUGUCCAUUAUUGUAAGGGAAAUAACCUGUGUUACAGUGAAAUCAUUUAUUCUAAAUUACCUCCCCUUGUUGUGUUGGUCGGAUACGAAUCCUUUGUUGAACUUGAAUGUGCUGACUUUGAUACUUAAGAAAUAAAAAAAAUUGUUUCAUGUUUUCUUAUAUUUAUAUCUUCCCAUUUUUUAUACAAAACUUAUUAUAAAUAAAAAUUAUAAAUAUUU